AUGAAAUCAAAAGCAGUAUUUUUUAUUUUAUUUGUGUAUUUUUGUAAAGUUGAUGUGAACGCUUUAAGUUUCCCUGGACCUCGAGUGUAUGUUGUUACUCCAUCAUCGCGAUCGGUACGAAAAGAUGAAAAUAAAAUAGCACCAUUCUACUAUCAUAAUUGGAUGAGAAGAAUGGACUCGGAGCAGAACGUUACCACGACUACGACACCGGCACCAACAGUAAAAACACCUGAUUUGAUAUUUGCGGAAUUUGAAUCUGAUGGAAGGCAAAAAUCAAUAAGAAAAUUACUAGAAAAAGAGAAAAUAGCAAAAACUUCAACAAUGAACCCCAUUUAUGUACCAGAUGAUGAAGAAAAUAAAGUUACUCGUGUUGUAAACUAUGGUUUACCGGUAAAUCUAAAUAAACAUGAUACUCCAACUAACGAUGAUUCCACCGAAAAAUCUACUUAUCCUUUUAUGUUCGAUAACGAUUAUUAUAAUAAUAUACAUGAGCCAGUAUAUUUGCCUUCUACAACGCAAUCAACGACCAAAGCUACAACAACAACGACUACAACAACGACCAAAGAAUCACCCGUUAAUAUUGAAAAUAUAUGGCAUAUAAUUGAUGACGAAAAGCUAAAUCAGUAUUCUGGAAAUUGGCAAGAAGUACAAGUUAACUCAAAAGAAGAAAAUGCAAAGAAUAAUAAUGAAAAUGAUGAGACUACAUAUGAUAAUCAAAAUCAAUUAGAAGAUGAAGGACAUCGUCAAAAUAACGAAGACCAGAGUGAUGAAGUAAAGAUAGACGAAAAUUUUGCUUUACCGGGUUUUGCUACAAAUCCAGGUAGUGGAGCCGAAAAUGAAUCAAGAGCUAUAAGAACUGAACCUAACAUAAGAUUUCCAUAUGUCAAUCUUAAGCCAUUCCAAAUGAAACCACCAAAAAAGCCGUCAUAUCAAAAUUUAUCAAACAGUAAGAAAAAUAGUAAUUUAUUAACCAACUUGGAUAAUUUCUCCGACUUGAAACAUCCAGUGAGAGGAGAAGCUCAAGAUAUUAAUCCCAUAAAUUCACUUAUUGACCGUUAUAAUCCAGCUCAACCAUAUUUACCACAACCUAGUUAUGGUAGUAAAGUAUCUAAGCAAUCUAGUCCCGUUUAUGCUCCACCAAAAGCCACUGCUAAUUUAGUUCCUCCACCACUUCCGCCUUCAAAAGCUAGUGAUGACGAUUUCCCUGCUCCAGUUAGCUACGACUCGUUUCCUCCCUAUGCACCAUCUGGUCCAAGUUAUAACCAAGUAGUAUCACCCCCGUCUACACCAACACCAUCGGUUUCUGUUGAUUCGCCAUUUUUAAAUACUCCUGAUAACUCAAUGACAUCUGAUGCGAGUGACAGUGACGACAUACCAACGAUGGACUUAGGAUACCGUUACAAACCACCAUCAAAUAAAGAAAAUAGUGAUGAUAAUUCAAUGGCAAAUAUGGGUUAUGAAUACAAACCACCUUCACCACCUGUUCCACAAUUCUUUCCAACUAUUCCACCGGCACCGAAACCUUUUGCAGGCUAUACAUAUAAUAAACCUAGUAUGAUUGCUGAUCUUGCUCCAAUGGUUGUAGCAGACAAACCUGAAGUUCAAGGGUAUCAUUAUCCCAAACCAGAAUCAUCAAAACCACCGACUGACUAUAUGCCACAAAGCUACGAUUCUCAUCCUCCUUAUAGCCAUGACGAUUUGCCACCACGUGGUCAUAAUUCCGACUACCCUGACUUGAUAUUCCAAAAACCACACGAUGAUAUGAAAGGCGGUGACAUGAAGGAUCAUGAUAUUGGAAUGAUGCCACCGUCACCACAAUCCGAUAUGAAACCAGAUACGUAUGGACCUCCAAUGAAUGAUCACGGUUUUCCAGUUGAUUUUCCAACAGAUUUCAAAUUUCAUCAUGACUUUGACGAUCACGACCAUGACCAUUAUCAUUAUCACCACGAUACAACAACGUCGACCACAGAAACGCCCCGUGUUAAUAGAUUCAGUUACUAUUAUUUAGGGAAAAAAUUGUAUUAUCUGCCUUUGUAUUUUAGUGUUUACUUUAUAAUAUAUGUAGGGGCUUUGAUAAUUAAGGCCGUACUGCGUCACAAGAUCGUAUAUCCUAAUAGUUGGAGACCAAACACUACGACAGCAACUUUCUUUUCAAAGAGAUCCGUUGAUGAGUUCACGUCAAGUGAAAAUUUGCACGAACUUACGAGUAAAGUAACUCACGCAAUCGCAACGGCUGCCGAGAAGUACAUGAGCGGUAAAAAUAAAAAAGUAUAA
Vanessa atalanta (red admiral) is the source of this 2274-nucleotide messenger RNA. RefSeq names its product adhesive plaque matrix protein. The transcript is spliced from 2 exons. The record is from RefSeq and is a predicted model, not a curated record. NCBI's taxonomy places the organism in Eukaryota, Metazoa, Arthropoda, Insecta, Lepidoptera, Nymphalidae. The coding region runs from base 1 to 2274 and encodes 757 amino acids.